Molecule: messenger RNA, 4844 nt
Organism: Drosophila serrata
Lineage: Eukaryota; Metazoa; Arthropoda; Insecta; Diptera; Drosophilidae
Source: RefSeq, a predicted model, not a curated record
UCAGUUUCAGUCUCAUCCCGGCACUCGACAACAACGCUCUUGCUUUGCAACCGCGCCGCGUAUCUUUCAGGUCUUAGCUCUCAGUACUCAGCUCUCAAGACAUAAACAUUUCGGAAGUCGGUAUCGGUAUCGGAAUAAGAAUCUAAAACAGAAUCGGAUCGUAAAGGAUCGGAGUGCGGAAUCGGAACGAAGAUUUAAAAGGUGGCCAGGAUGCGGCAAUUGUGCAUCACAAUUGGGCGCCAUCAAAGCGGGGCAAUGUGUGUGGUGAAGUGUGCCGCGUAAAAGAGGCUGCCGGAACAGCCGCGCGGAAAGUGGCCUUAGCAAAAGAAACAAAUACAAAAAUAUAAAGAUCAGAUUUGUGGCCCAGUGAACAAGUUACAGAAAGUGUUUUCCAACGCGCACGACCUUUUUCGACCCCCACUGCGGAUUACAAUCAGCCCAAAAAUCGAAUUUAAAACUACAAAAACCUAGAUCUCACUGCCACCUUGGAGUCACCACAAAAUGAAGCUCAAGUCGCCAAGUGAAGCGACCACCAGCAGCAUCAUAAUGUUCUCCCGCCAGUGCCUUUCCCACCCAACCCGCUCACCACCACCCACAGCCUCUGCCCAGGGUCGCCUGAGGCCCUCCACCCGCUCCACAGCCCCAAUGGCAUCCACUCGAUGGACGCUUAGCCUCUGGGCGCUGAUGAUCGCCAGUGGCUGCUCAAUGCUCAACACGCCGACAGCGGCAGCCUUCGAUAUUGCCACAUGCAAUGUGCCCCUGGGCAUGGAGUCGUUGGCCAUAACAGAUGCUCAAAUCACAGCGAGCUCAGCCCACGAUACGGGCUUCGUUGGUCCUCAACAUGCAAGACUGAAAACCGAUAAUAAUGGCGGUGCCUGGUGCCCCAAGCACAUGGUCUCGAACGCGCUCAAGGAGUAUCUGCAGGUGGAUCUACUCCAGACGCAUGUCAUCACCGCCAUCCGCACCCAGGGCAGAUUCGGCAAAGGACAGGGCCAGGAGUACACCGAGGCCUAUGUCUUGGAGUACUGGCGGCCGGGUUUCGACAAGUGGCAGCGCUGGAAGAAUAUCCAGGGCAAGGAGAUUCUUCCAGCCAACAUUAACACAUACAGCGAGGUGGAGAAUGCCCUGCAGCCGAUCAUCUUCGCCUCGAAGAUACGCAUCUAUCCUUAUGGCCAGUACGACCGCACCGUCUGUCUGCGGGCCGAGAUCGUCGGCUGUCCCUGGGAAGAGGGCAUCAUGUCAUACAGCAUUCCCAAGGGCGUCCAACGCGGCAUGGAGGUGGAUCUCUCGGACAAGACCUACGAUGGCAAUGAGCAGGGCGAUCGCUUUGUGGACGGACUUGGCCAGUUGGUUGAUGGGCAGAAGGGCAAGGAUAACUUCCGCACGGACAUCCAUGGAUUUGGCAAAGGUUAUGAAUGGAUUGGCUGGCGGAAUGAUACCCCGGGCCUGCUCGGCAAGCCGGUGGAAAUCGUCUUUGAAUUUGAUACGGUUCGCAAUUUCAGUGCCAUCGUGCUGCACACGAACAAUAUGUUCACCAAGGAUGUCCAGGUCUUUGUCCAUGCCAAGGUAUUCUUUAGUAUCGGCGGACGUUACUUCUCGGGAGAACCCGUACAGUUCUCAUAUAUGCCCGACACUAUAAUGGAUCAUGCCCGGGAUGUGACCAUUAAGCUGCACCAUCGGGUUGGCAAAUAUUUGAAAAUCAAUUUGUACUUUGCCGUCAAAUGGAUUAUGCUAUCGGAGAUCAGCUUUAUAUCCGUGCCCGCCCUGGGAAAUUUCACAGACGAGCAGGAGCAGAGGAGCAACUCGCCCGGACUGGCGCAGGACACUCGCGAGUAUCCGCUGCAGAGCAACGAGUAUCAGCACAAUCAUGGCAAGAAUAAGCCCAACGGAGGAGGCAACUCGCCCGGAGGUCCUGGAGGAGGCGUGGUCACCGCGGACGGCGAGUCCGGCGGCAACAGCAAAUACAACAACGGACCGCAAUUAAUUGCGCCACGCCCCAUCGAUCAGGAGCCGAACGACGCCAACUUCAUCGGCGUGGUCAUCGUGGUCCUGACCACGAUUAUCAUCCUGCUGGUGGCCAUCAUCCUGUUCAUAGUCUCGCGAACGAAGCGCGCCCGCGGCAGCAAUGUCCUCGACGCGUUCCAGUACAGCUUCAACCCGAACACCCUCGGCGGCAAUGUGGACAAGCAUCGUCCCAAUGGCACCAGCAUCAAGGCCAGCGUGGACGAUAACGACUCGAUUGGCAAGAACAGUCUCUACCACGAACCCUUCAAUGUGAAUAUGUACACCAGUGGCGUGAAUGGCUACGCCGCGGUUAAUGAUUUACAAUGUAAUAUGACGCCCGACUACACAGAUGUGCCGGAAGGUGGUUAUGCCGUGCCCCACAUGCAGGACUACCUGCCCUCGUCGAAAGUGGGUGGCCCCGGUGGACCCGGUGGUUAUGUGAACGUGCGCCGCACUCCACCGCCGCCGCUAAGCAGCAUUUUCCCCCGACCGCCGACUGUGCCGCCACCGCCCAUGGAGAAGUACUAUGCCACCACUGCCAUCUUUAAGCCGCUCAAGGGACCCGGCUCGGAGCGCAGCGCCGGGAGCAGCAGCAACACCAACACCGUGAGCAGCGGCGGCGGCAAGAGCAGCCACAGCCACAACAGCGGACAGGAGCACAGCGGCAUCUAUGACGACGGCAUGGGCACCAUGAACUCCCAGUCCACCGCUCCCAUGAUCAAUCCAUACAGCACCGGGAACAGCUCGGCGGCGGCCGCUGCGGCAGCUGCUGCCGAGUUCCAGCGGGCCAGGACAUACAACUUUCGCAGCUAUCCCGACAACCUCUAGUUCGAAGCCUCGCUGAAGUUGGUGGCCGCGGCGGGCGGCGGCGUUGAGUCCGGUCUUGUGCCAAAGCGGACUCCCGCCGGUAGCACCACCAUGCCGAAGAAGCCGCAGCACCUGAGCCUGGCCAGCAGCGUGGCUGGCGGUAGCGUCAGUGGCAAUGGCAAUGGCAAUGGCAACGGCAACGGUAGCAAGCCCAAAUACAGCCUGACCCUGCACAACAACAAGCAUGCCCAAGGAGGUGGCAAGAAUCCGCAAGCAGCGACUCUGCGUGAAGGUCACCAGCAGCGGCAACACCUCAAGGCCCUGCGCCUGAUGAGGGAGGCUGGCGAACCGGGCGGAGCAGGUGGAGCAGCUGAGGCGGCAGACUACCGGCGGCACAACGGCGGAACAGGACUAUCGCCCGCCGAGGAGGCGGUGGGCGUGCACCUGAAGGCCGGUGCAAAGUCAGCGACUGCCAACGGCGAGGCUUCGAGCAACAUGACGAAGUCCGGAAACGGAAGCACUGGAAUGGCGAACGGUGCCAUGAGGGCACAAAACAACAGGCUGUGGUAUCAUUGAUGAAAGCCCCAUAUUGAAUGGAUUUGAGCUAUAAAACCCUACACUGAACUCAAAAUGAAAACGCAACAGCAACCAGGAAAAGGACUCUAUGCAGCGGUUAGAUACACCAAGCUGGACCCAUUCCCCAAAUUGCAAAGAGUUCGGAGGGACGGCAAGCAAUGCAAACAAAGCGUCGCAAACACUUAAACCCACUGAGCAAACGAGAAACGAAAAGAAUCGAAAUGUAACCAAGUCGCUUACCCAAUCAUUUAUAGAGUAGAGUCGAAAUAAUGCCAACGAAGUAGCGGUGGUGAUGGAAGGAGAUGGUGUCCGGAGCAUCCUGUAAAUAUCCGAGUUUAGGAAUCGAUCGGUAGUGAACCACAUGCAUAUGAUAGUAAGCAAGCUGAAUUUUAAUGAAGAGCCCCCGGAAGCAACUUAGGCAACUCACGACGAACUCUCGAGCAAGAAAAGCACACGAGCAAAGAAAAUAUUAAGACGAAUUUAAGGUUUAGAAUUUAGCCACAUAGUUUGUUUAUAAAACGAAAGAAAGGUAAUAAAUAAAUAUUGUAAUGAGUAACGAGUAAUGAGUAAUGGUAGUAGCGAUACGAAUAACUAGCAUAUAAAGUUCAACUGAUUUGUAGUACCUUUUCGAGAAGAACACUGAACAUCUGCAAGCUAACUGUACAUGCCUGUGAACCUGCCCCGAACUAUCUAUCUAGACCCAGCCCCAAACACGCCUACACUCAUAUGCCCCACUACCGAAAACCCCACUGUAAAUUUCUGUGUAUAAUCUAGGAGAGGUAUCGUCGAGAUACAUAGAUUGUUUGCUAAAUAGAUGGAAGCGCCGCGUCUAGCAAAGUUACCUAGGGGAGAGACGGUCGAACGAGGUGUGAAGAUAAUGAUGAUGAUGAUAAAAUUGAAACGGAAUUUAACGGACCAAGAUUGCGUGCAGAGCGACGUCGCCUAAAACCAAGUAAAAUGAAGUUUUCAUCAAUGAUUUGUGAUUCAAUAUGCAACUACUUAUAGGCCCGCAAGACGCGAGUAUUCAGUUCUUAAUGCUAACCUUAAUUUAUGGAAACGUACUACCCGCUAACAAAUGACUCUGACUAUAAAUGCAAGCACUAUGAAUAUUUAAAUCGAAACAAAACGUAUUUAUAAUUAAUAUUAAUGGAUAAUCAUGUAUAUGUUCCUUUUUAGUUUAAUGCGCAUAAGUAUCACCAGAAAAACGUACUAAGAGUUAAACGUAGUAGCUUCAUAGUAGUUUAAUAAAGCAGCAGCUGCGACUGGCGGCAUUUUAUAAAACCAGGAAAAUAGGCAACCAUAGGCGAGAGUUGGAAAUAGCAUUAAAGGGUAAACCAGUCGAGACACUCAGCAGCAAACAAACUUACACGGCAAAUCGUAGUUAAAACAGUAGAACAAAUAAGGAAACAAAGCAGGCACAUACACACCCACACCCACAAUCACACCCCCACACACAC